This is a messenger RNA of Lytechinus variegatus (green sea urchin), 781 nucleotides long. RefSeq lists its product as uncharacterized. The coding region runs from base 186 to 638 and encodes 150 amino acids. The transcript has 3 exons. The record is from RefSeq and is a predicted model, not a curated record. NCBI's taxonomy places the organism in Eukaryota, Metazoa, Echinodermata, Echinoidea, Temnopleuroida, Toxopneustidae.
AGUCAAAGAUUAGGGGUUCUUGUCCCCUGAGCUUGUGUAACAUGAGCUGAGGAAAAAUGCUGUAUUUUGACCCCAGUCUUACAUUACGGAGUUUGGUGCUUUUAGUCUCGAACCAAUGAAAUCUUGGCUUGAUAGAAGGUGAAAGAGAGUUUGGUUUCAAACCAGUCGGACCAGCAAUACGGGUAAUGGAGGAGAGUCGUACUUCUGAGGCAGAGCUGAGAUGGUUAUUCAGUCGUCUAGCAACGCGUGAUACGAGUGAACGCAAUCUUGCAUUGGCCGAUCUUGAAAUAACAAGCAGCGAACUUGUGCCAAACGGAUCACCCAAUGGCACGGGAGAUGGUAUGCAAAUUGGCAGCAAGGACCACGGUGCUGAUGGGACGAUUAUUGAAUCGGCAGUAGGCAAGAAUGUGACUUCCACCCGCUUUCUAGCUAAUAUCUUACGGCUGGCUAUCCAGUGCCCUUUCAGUGAUGUAAGGGAGCGAUGUAAAGCAGUGCUGCAAGGAGUGAAGGAACAAGGAGGGAAGAUUCCCAGACAAUGUGGUACUGGGCCCAGUGCAUUCAUUCCCAACUCAGAGGUAUGUAGCUUUUAUUUUUGUCCUUCAAAAAAAAAACAACUUUCCAGUUUCCCAAAGAGUUAGUACUCCAUCCCUUGUCUUUAUAAUGGGAGCAGGAAAUGGUUGCACAAGUGUUAGAAAUAGUUUGGCCCAAAAAUAAAAUUCUAUUAUUAAAGGACAAGUCCACCCCAACAAAAACUUGAUUUGAAUAAAAAGAGAAAAAUUCA